Oncorhynchus mykiss (rainbow trout) is the source of this 5217-nucleotide messenger RNA. It is a transcript of the gene plekhm3, whose product is annotated as pleckstrin homology domain containing, family M, member 3. Lineage: Eukaryota; Metazoa; Chordata; Actinopteri; Salmoniformes; Salmonidae. The record is from RefSeq and is a predicted model, not a curated record.
UCGACGCCGAAUUUGUGGUUAUUUAGCAUAUUUUUUUCCGAACAAUGAUAUUAACAAAUAUAGAUGGUUUUUACCGCUAGAAUGGAAAUGACAUUGUUCAAGGAUGGGAGGCUAGUUGACGUUGCUAACUAGAUGAUGGACACUCGCACCUGCUAGCCAACGGAGCCGUUUAUCUCGCUAGCUUGGUAGGCAAGCUUUACUAAGUAUUGUGUCAACGACGAAUGUUAGAAGUGAACCGAUAUUCGGUGUUAGCUUGGAACUAGCUAGCUAACUAUGUUAGUGAACCACUGAACUAGGAUGUAGCUGGUCUGGGUGUAUAUGUAAAACGAUAAUUUACUAGCUUGCUAGGAUAGCUGCAUUGAUUGCGUUACAUGCUGCACUGUUGUCAGAAGUUAUACGCAAGGCACCUGUCUUGACAGCGCUGUCCCCUUGUGUUGAUCAAUGAAUUGUUAACUACACCAGAGUUAGUUAGCCCAUUCAUGUCAAAUGAAUAGAUAAUAUACAGAUGUGUAGACUACAUGCACACACACACACCUGUCCUAGCUACUGCAAUGAGGGAAGAUAUGAUGCCUGCUGUGUGAGAGGGCUAUAAAUAGACCGUCAGUGAGGAGAGACAGUGUGCUUCUGUGUCACACCUGCCAGUCUGCUGAGGAAGGUGAGGACACACCGCUGCUCCUUGCUGCUGGUACUGCUGCUUGCUUCAGACAGUCAUGCACUAGGUCACUGCAGACAGUCAUGCACUAGGUCACCAGGAUGUGUUUAUUUUUUUACACGUGCUCUUGGGGAUAGUUGAAUAUGUUUUUCUAGUUUUGAGCUGGUCGCUCUCGUUAGUGCAGGAUGAUUGUCUGUGAGAUGAUAAUUUGCUAUGAACAUAGCCAUGAUGACAAUGUUUCAUUGGAUGCAGUGAACUCAUUGAUGAGACAGAUUCCUGUAGCUACUGUACCUGGAGUUGUACAUGGAGUUGCAGAGUUACACCCUGCCCAGGGCUCCCCCAGGGGCUUGUUGUCACAACGACAACAUUCCUAAGCACAGCCUCAUCUGGCCUGGCUGCCCUCCUUGAUCCCUCCACCUCACCCCUCCCUCCACCUCAUCCCUCUCUCCACCUCAUCCCUCUCUCCACCUCAUCCCUCUCUCCACCUCAUCCCUCUCUCCACCUCAUCCCUCUCUCCACCUCAUCCCUCUCUCCACCUCAUCCCUCUCUCCACCUCAUCCCUCCCUCCACCUCAUCCCUCUCUCCACCUCCACCUCCUCACCACACCCCCUCACAUAGGGCUGGGUGACAUGGCCUAAAAAUAAUAUCUAGAUUUUUUUUUUCCCAGACAGGAUUCCGGAUAAUAUACACUACCUGACCAUAUGUCCGAUUGUCUUUGACCAAACCUCAAAUGAAUAUAGCGAGUUGAAACCGCUUGUCAGAGAGGAAGAAGUGAUCUCUCAUCUUUGUUGUGAGUGGCAGGAGGCGUGGCUUGGUGUGUGUGUAAAUGGGAAGGUGCACAGCACAGAAGGAGCGAAGGAGACGAGACCAAAAAGAUAUGAAAACAAGCAGACAUAAUCACAUUUUUAAUUCAACUUGAUUGUUGUGCUACAGGCAUUUGGAACAUCGUGCUAAAACAUGAAUUUGAUAUAUCGCCCAGCCCUUACCUCACCCCCCCACCUCAGCCCCUCUCUUCACCUCCCUCCCUCCAACUCACCCCCUCUCCUCUCCUCACCCCCUCUCCUUUCCUCACCCCCUCUCCUCACCCCCUCUCCUCACAUCACCCCCCUUUCCCAGUGAAGUGCUGCCUGUAUGCCAUCCAGGGAUAGGCUAGUGGUGAUGUCCUCUAAAUAAUUCAUGUCUGGAAGAAAGUGAAAGACCCAGAGCUGGGAGGGAGCAAUGGGCCUGUCAGUGACAGAGAGAGAGAGAGGUAGUGAGGGGUGAGGAAGAGAAAAAUUGCAACAAACCCUGGAAGUGAGAGGCUAAACUGUCUGCCCAGAAGGAAGGGAACCCCGCCCCAACCAGGUUGGUCUAAGCCUGAGGCACAGGUUAGCUGUCUGUGUGUUAGGCUAGGCUAUUCCAUUUACUCCCUCUACCCGGGUUGAUCCGAACAGCCGAGGGAGCAUCCGAUGGUUGAGGGUAGCUGAUUGAUUGGAGUGAAGCCUCACAUUGUGUCCUUUUGAUGGCAUCAUCAUCAUCCAAUGUGGAGGAAGAGCAUUAUUCUUUGUUACACACAUCCUCAUGUGGAUUCAUGUGAGAGCUGACUCACACACACAGAGAGAGAGAGAGAGCCAUCAGCCUGUGUAAGAAAAGCAGUGCCAGCCCAAAACUGUGUCAUAAGAAUUUCUGGCAAAGGCCAGAGCUAUCAUAAACUCAAUAAGAGUGUCCGCCUCUAGCUAGUUGAUUAACAGAGCUGUGUUAACGAGGAAUUGUUUUCCUGGAAGAAGCCUCCUACCCUCGAGGAACACGGCUUCCCUCUGGGGCUCAGACUGCAGAUGCUUCAGCUGCGAGGUCCAGAGCCGCUUGGAUCGUCCCCUGCCCAGAGAACCACCCAGCCCCAUAGAGAACCACCACCCCGCCUGCCCUAACAGCCUCCACACGGGGCCAAGCCGAGGAGCACCAUGGAGGAGGUAGAGGACAUUAGCCCUGCCCUGGAGGCCACUGAGGACUUCCUACACUGCCUGGACGGAGGUGGAGGCCAGGGAGGGGAGGGGGUCCGGCAGCCCAGGCAGCACCACCCCAAGCUGCAGGAGAUGUCUGUAGCCCUGGGGAAGCUGAGCUCUAGCGGGGUGUGGGGCCUGCUGGCUGGGGAGCAGGGGACCGAGGUAUCCCCGCAUAACGUGGCCUGGGCUGACCAGCCCUCGGCCUUCAGCGUGCUGGCUCUGAGGCAGGGGAAAAGGAGCCGUGCUCGUUCCACUAAUGACCUGGCCGCCCACACCAAGGACACCAACAACACCUCCUCUAACGCCGCCUUUAACAAAGGCCACAACCGCUCGCGGUCUGAUGUUAAUUACCGGCCGUCCUACAUGGACAACGCUAACGGCCUGCCUGCUGUGGACAAGAAUACGCUGAAGAACAUGGCUCUCAACGACCAUAGAGAAGAAGGCCGUAAGGACAGCAGCGGUAGUGUGGUGAAACAGGGUACCCUGGAGCAUCGUGAGGGUCAGAAGGGUCGUUGGAGCGUCUGUCACGUAGAGCUGACCCCAUGUGAGCUGCGCGUCUACAGCCUGGACAGCAGCGGUAACCGUCAGCUCUGCACUGCCUACUCCCUGUCCCACUGCCAGGGGGUCAGCCAGUCCCAGCCGCCCCAGGACGGGCGAGUCCUCCAGGCCCUCUUCUUCAACAGCUCCACCCGCCUGCAGUUACGUGCCGCCUGCCAGUGGGAGGUGCUAGACUGGAGGAGGCUGAUCUGGGAGAGAGUACUGGCUGCCCAGCCCGCCCACAAAAAUGCAGAGUGUCCUUCUGUUACCUCUGGAGGUCACGACACCAGACCAGAUCCCCGUGGUCCUGCUGAGGCUGCCCUGGCCCCUGGUUGCUCUCAUCUCCUCCCAGCCCGGCCCACGGCCCUGCCCCUGUUCACCCACUGCUGUACGGAUGUCCUCAAGGCUGGGAUCCUCCACCAGCUGACUGACCAGAACAACUGGAGGGCCUUCACCUUCGUACUGAGUCGCUCCACGCUGCAGGCCUUUCCCACCGAGGGCCGGGGGCCCGUGUCUGAGCCCGUCCUCCACUACCCGCUGGCCUCCUGCCUGGCCGUGCAAAGGGACGAGGCCGAAGGGGUGAGCGCUGGCUGCUUCCAAGGCGUCUUCCCCAGCGAGGUGCUCCGUCUGCGGGCUGAGAGCCAACUCAAAGCCCAGGACUGGGUGGAGGCCCUGCAGAUGGCCGUGGCAGCCCAGAGGCCCCAGGGUGAGGAGGGACAGGGUUCCGGCCAGGCCCAGCCGGGUACAGUGUCGACGGGGAUUCUGCUGAGGAGCAAGCCCUCCAGGGAGAGGAGGCAGAGGGACACCCAGAGGGCCAAGAGACAGUCAGUCACCACCAGCUUCCUCAGUAUCCUCACCUGCCUGGCUGUGGAGAAGGGCCUGACCACCCAGAGCUUCCGGUGUGCAGGGUGUCAGAAGCCAGUAGGGUUGUCGCAGGGCAAGGCCAAGGUGUGUUGCUACAGUGGCUGGUACUACUGCCAGAGCUGUCACCAAGACAACCUGUUCCUCAUCCCUGCCCGCCUGCUGCACAACUGGGACACCGACAGACACAAGGUGUCCAAGCAGGCCAAGGAGUUCCUGGAGUUUGUUUAUGAGGAGCCGCUGCUGGAUGUGCAGCAGUUGAACCCGUGUCUGUAUGAACACUGUGAGGGCCUGGCUGCAGUCCUACGCCUGAGACAGCAGCUCCAGUCCCUCAGAGCAUACCUGUUCAGCUGCCGUGCUGCCGUGGCCGAGGACCUCCGGAGAAGGAUCUUCCCCAGAGAUUACCUACUGCAACAUAUCCACCUGUACUCACUGGCUGACCUGCAACAGGUGAUAGAUGGGACGCUGGCCCCCUUCCUCUCCAAGGUGAUUCAGUUUGCCAGUUCCCAUGUCUACAGCUGCAGACAGUGCAGAGAGAAGGGCUUCAUCUGUGAGAUGUGUCAGAACGGACAGGUCAUCUACCCCUUCCAGGAGAGUGCUACUAAGAGAUGUGAUGUCUGCGGAGCGGUGUUCCAUACAGAGUGUCGUCAGAAGGCCCAGCCAUGUCCACGCUGUGUCCGCAGGGAGCUCCACCACACGAGACCCUCGUCCUUCUGGAGCCCUAACGACGAUACACCAGGCUGCUUCACAAUGCCCUACCAGGACACCUGAUCACACACAGAGAGAGAAACAGCGGACCCACUCCACAGAGCUGCUCUUACCAAAGUGUGUGUGUGUGUGUGUGUGUGUGUGUGUGUGUGUGUGUGUGAGGGAGAGAGUCGGCCAGGAUAAACAGUAACAGAAGUGUUGAUGACUAAGCAAGGAUCAUGCUCCCUGACACACCUGCUUUUUGAUCUGACAUCACUCUCUCCUGGGAGAGAUGGACACUAACGCAAGACCCACUGGAGAGGAACUACUCUGCUUUCUGCAAUAGAAACACUCUUUUCAUGCCACUUUAAACAGCUAUGACCGGAAGCAGGGGUUGGAACCAAAAUUAUUUUUCAAUCAUUUCGUUCUGAACAGAACCAUUUGUUUUUUAAAUUUCAUUCCACUGUUCUGCUCUGCAAAAUAAAGUUCCAAAAAGUA